AGACCGCGUGCACGUUCGUUUGCGGGUUGGCCAACAAUGGAGAAUGUUAUCAUUAAAACAACUGCUGAAAAAGGGCGUGGGUUGUACGCUACUGAGCUGAUUCCAGAAGGGACUACAAUAUUGGAAGAGCAACCGCUUGUGUCCUGCCAAUAUUCAUGGAAUGCUGCCUAUGGAUAUUUAGCGUGCGAGAACUGUCUUCGCCCGUUGGAAACAGCCGAACGAAACGCACAACGGUUGGCGAAUGAUCCGAAUAUUAUGCUACCACGGGCGGAAUGUUGCCUGGUGGAGGCGAAUCUCGCCAAUCACACAAAAUGUGUACGAUGUGGUGUGUUAUACUGCAGCAAUGAAUGUCUUAGCUCGGCUCAAAAUCGAUACCAUGCGGCAAUUUGCUUGGACGCGGAGGUGCACAACGAAAACCAUCCAGUGAACGUGUUGGUGGAGUUUUGGAAAAAGAUGCACUAUCCACCGGAAACCUGUGGCAUUAUGUUGUUUGUGAAGAUUGUUGGUUUGUUUCGGCAGGCGGCAGAUCCGCAAGUGCUUCAAGCACAACUGCAAGAUUUCGUGCACAAAUCUGUGAACGAAGAUCUGUUUAUAUUCCACAAAAUGCUCGGUGAAAAGUUUACUGCGCAGAUCGAAGAGUUGUAUAAGCUGUUCUGUAGUGCAUUUGAUGUGGAAUCGGACGAACGGCUCCAAUGGCUGACGCCUGAUGGUUUCAAGAGUCUUAUUGCGCUGGUAGGAACAAAUGGGCAAGGCAUUGGCACAAGCGCAUUCGGUGAUUGGGUAAAGAACGUUACGGAAUGCAACAUGGACGAUAAGGAGCGUCAAUCGGUGGACGAGCUGAUCGAUGAUUUGUACACCAAAAUUGAUGACGUCGUUGGUUCGUUUCUUAAUAAUGAAGGUUCAGCAUUGUACGCUACACAAAGUAAAAUCAACCACAGUUGCGCACCGAACGCUGAAACUGUGUUUCCCAACUCCAACCACGUAUUAGCGCUUAGGGCAACGAGAGACAUAGAACCCGGAGAAGAAAUUUGCAUUUCCUAUCUAGACGAGUGCAACGUACAGAGGUCGCGCCAUACACGGCAGAAGAUAUUAAAAGAAUAUUACCUUUUCUUCUGCCAGUGCGAGAAAUGUGAAAGACAAAUCAACGACCCGGACGAAACAUCUGAGGAAGAAGACGACGAUGACGAUGAUAUGGAAGAGUCCGACUAAUGUUUACUCUACCUCGCGUAUGGUAAUUGAUAACCAGCCAAUAUAUUUGCAACUUGCAAGAAAACAACUAACUUAACGGUCUACGAUAAGUCAUCUAUAUCACCACAGUUGGCGCUAUUAUGCGCUUUCGGAAGCUACAAUCGGGGUUAGAUGUAUAAGCUGGUUACUGUUUUCCGCCAACUCCGUUAUAGAGAUACGACCUCGCUGCUUGAUGAACUUGGCUACGGAUUUUAGCUCCUCUUGUGACACAUAAAUGAAUUUACCUCGAUCGUCGAUCACGCCGGUAAUUCGCUCCUCUUUUUGCAGCUCUCCGAUUCUAUCAAUAACUGCUUGGACUUUCAGCUUAAACUGUACAGCCAAAUCUUCCAACACAACGACCUUGUUAUCCUG
This is a messenger RNA of Anopheles moucheti, 1599 nucleotides long. RefSeq names its product histone-lysine N-trimethyltransferase SMYD5 (gene Smyd5). The coding region runs from base 37 to 1209 and encodes 390 amino acids. The transcript is spliced from 2 exons. Gene Ontology annotation, molecular function: protein binding. The record is from RefSeq and is a predicted model, not a curated record. Lineage: Eukaryota; Metazoa; Arthropoda; Insecta; Diptera; Culicidae.